GCUGAAAAAGUUGUCAAACAUCCUUCCUCCCACAUCCCCCUUAAAUUGCACCCCUCACCACACCAACCAAACCUUAGUUUAGACCUUUUUCGUUAGGAUACUUGAUGUUAGUUACACAACGAAGAAAAACUAAAUAACAACAUGGCGGCGCGAAAGGUUAGAAAAAGAAGUAGCAACGGUCUUGAUAACACCGCUAAAACUGAAGAAGACCUCUCGGGUAAAGCUAAAGGAAACGGCGAAGAAAGCUUGUACUUUAAAAAAGGUUAUAAGAAUAUUUCAAACGUCACACCAAACAAAAGAGCUAAACUUACAAUCCACAAGAAUCACAUUAUGAAUCAACUUGGUAGGUUGUUUUACAUCAGACCUUGUGAAGAAUUGGCCCACAAACUCUUAGGGAAAUUGCUUUAUCGCAUCCUUGAUAAUGGAGAAGUGUUAUGCGGAAGAAUAGUUGAGACAGAGGCUUACUUGGGUGUGGUUGAUAAAGCUUGCCAUGCUUAUGGUGGUAAGAAAACUGAACGGUGUGAACCACUGUACAUGGCUCCAGGAACAGCGUAUGUUUAUUUUAUAUAUGGAAUAUAUCAUUGUUUGAACAUCUCCUGUCAAGAGCCUGGUGCUUGUGUGUUAAUCAGAGCUUUGGAGCCGCUCCAAGGUGGGUGAACAAAGCAACCCUCUUUCCACAACAACACUAUUUGUCACGCGAUCGAUAGUCUCGCUAAUUGAGAAAGCUUUUAUAUCGUUUUCAGUUUCCUGGAAUGCAACAUGCAAUCUUCAAAAGCAGGGAAAUUGUAAUGUAAUGGAAAGUGCACAUGUUCCAAAAGAAGUUGAAAUGAGUAUACAUACGAAAUUGUAAUGGAAGGCGAAAUUGUUUACGAAAUUACUACAUCUCCUUUAUCCACUGGCCGAGUCUCCCAUCUACAGAUCAACAUUUCUACAGACACCAUGUCUGCAAAGUUGCUGGCCCAUUUCUCACGCAAGUAAAAAAAUGGUUACUUUAGUUUUAAUAGUUUUAGUAAGGGUGAGAGACUCGAAGGUGAAAAGUGUAAGAAAGGCUUAAAACAGUAAUUUUCUUCUAAUUAUAUGCAUAUGUUAUUUCUUUUUAGGAUUAAGUUCUAUGAAAUCAUUCAGAGGGGUACGACGAAAGGAUGGAGGUAGCAAGCUGAAAGACUUUGAACUGGGCAACGGACCUUCCAAGCUCUGUCAAGCAUUUUGUAUUGAGAAGGCUAAUCUCAAUAAAGAAGACAUGGCAUUUUCCGAAAGAUUCUGGCUUGAGGAUGACAAAAAUUCUCAUGGAAGUCAACUUACAAUAGUGAAAUCAACAAGAAUAGGCUUAAAUUCCUGUGGACCUGAGUGGGCUCUGAAACCACUUAGGUUCUACAUAUUAGGAAAUAAGUGUGUAAGUGUUAGGGACAAGAAAGCUGAAUCCAAAAUCCUUCCUUGAACGUACUAAAGAAAAGUUUUAAUGCAUUUUAUCUUUUCCCAAUUUGCUGUUGAUUGAGGUGCUGGGCUCAGUUUUAAUACCAAACUUUUUCCACAGCUGAACCUAAUGCCUUGAAUUCACUCUUGGAGUGAAAGAGCUCAGCAGUUUCUGGGAUGAAGAAUAUCUGUUGAGAUUGCAUUAUGUACAAAGGAGUGACAUAAAGAGUAAACAUAGACUUAGGUGUAGUAGGUAGACUAGGCUUGUAUGAAAUAAAUUAUUGAGUGGAAAAAAAAGAAAAUCAAAAAUUGUUCUGAGCUGACUAGUGUACGCUAAAUUAUCCUUAAUCUUCUUUAUAUCUAAAAAUUGAUUAAAAAUUGUCUCAAAAAGCCAGAUUUGAUUUGUCGGGACUAUAACCAUAUAGUCAUUUAUCAUUGGCCUCCUUCAAAUGAAUACUGUGAUCAUUUUUCAAUAAAAUUUACAAGUCUGCCAUUAUCAAAAACUAUUUGAUGGAGCAUUUAAAAAAAAUUUUGAAAAAAUCCCCAAUUUUGGAAACUGAGGGUUGAUUGAUGCAGUUUGGAAUUAAGAUAACUAAGAGAAACUAGAAGAGAAAAUACGCAUUUUCAGUAUAAAUAAGAUACUCUUGGCUGUGGACUGAAAGAGGUAUGCAAUUGAAUUGUAAUAUUGACUUUGCC
Pocillopora meandrina is the source of this 2109-nucleotide messenger RNA. The record is from the annotation of a GenBank genome assembly. Lineage: Eukaryota; Metazoa; Cnidaria; Anthozoa; Scleractinia; Pocilloporidae.